AUGUCGACCCAAGCGCACACCCCGUUACCCCAAGUCGGGCAGCUGGUGAGCGUGGUUCCUGUGGGCCUCAAAGAAGCUGCUCUCGACUCGCCAACCUUUCGCGCCACGACCCACCACUUCUGUGACCAGAUAGAAUUCAUCGAGAAAUGGCUCGACGGCUACGCCCGAGCUGCGACGAAACUCUCAUCUGAGUUGGCUAGUCUGGAGAGUGUAGUCAGCAGCUUCCUUACCUACUCAAAUCACCCUCUGGUCGUCUCCGAAGCUGUGGUUGAUCAUGACUAUACACUGUUGGCCAUGAGGAGGUGUGGAGAUGGCUCGAAAGAUCUGUGGAACGGAUUGGUAGCUUCGACGAAGAAAAUGGAGGCUAUGAUUGCCGAACCCAUCCGAGUAUUCAUGAACGAGGACUUGCGGCAUUUCAAGGAUGUCCGGCGCGCUCUCGAACAAUCCCAAAAACAGUACGACUAUUUACAAUCCCGAUACUCUUCGCAGUCGAAAUCCAAAGAACCCUCGGCUUUGAGGGAAGAGGCAUUCCAGCUCCACGAAGCCCGCAAGGCCUAUCUGCGGGCGUCCAUGGACUUCUCUGUUGAGUCGCCUCAAGUCCGAAAUGCGCUCGAUCGACUCUUGGUGCGAAUUUCCUUCGAUCAAUGGCGGGAGUUUCGCAGCUUCCACAACAACAAUAGCGGCACGUUCUCGAAAUGGUCCAAUGAAAUGGAUCGGAUCAAGGGCUGGGUUCAUGAGAUGGAAGCAAGCGACAGGUCUUCCAAAAAAGAGCUUUUUUCGACUCGGAAACAAAUCGAAGAGGCUGCUGAGAUCGUGGCUAGGCCUUCUCGCGAAUUGGAGGAUUAUUCCAUUUCUACCUUUCCCUACCUCGGUUCUCGUCCUCUGUCAACAAUGAACAUGGGCAAGGAUGUCAGACCAGAAAAGCAAGGGUGGGUUUUUCUUCGAACAAUCUCCGGAAAGCCGAGCCGCACGACCUGGGUCCGCCGCUGGGCUUUCCUGAAGCACGGCAUCUUUGGCUGCCUUGUGCAAGGUGCCCGUACUGGCGGUGUCGAGGAAAGUGAGCGGAUUGGUGUGCUCUUGUGCAGUGUUCGGCCCGCUUUCCAAGAGGAGCGGCGCUUCUGUUUCCAAGUCAAGACCACGAACAACACCAUUAUGCUGCAGGCAGAGAACCAGAAGGAGCUGAUGGAAUGGAUUGGAACUUUUGAGUCUGCCAAACAGAAAGCUUUGGAGAAUCCUACCAGCACGGGUUUGUCGGUAUCUGGAAAAGUGACUGUUCAAGACCCUGCUUUCGCCAUAUCUCAACCUCCUGCCCCAGAAUUUACCGCAGACCCUAGUGAUUCGUUCACCCCGCAUCACCAUGAGGAAACGACCCCAAUCGAAAGUCGAAGCUCAACUUUGCCUGUACCGGACAACGGACUUGCCUAUCGGGCCAGUUCUGAUAUAAGCCGAAGGUUAACUGGAUUGGACAGCGAAAGCUCUGCCCGAGAGCACGCAUCUCGUCUCAAGCAGAAGCUUGACCUCCACCGGAAGUCAAACCUUGCUGCCCCCGCAUCUCCUACUGUCCCAGGCCCGGCUGGUGGUAUAGCUAGUCUCAUCUCUGCCAGUCAUAAUAUCCUUCCAUACGGUGGAAAUACACCUCUAAAUGUGAGCGAGGGAGCCGGAAGCCGAGGUCGCAGUUUGAGCAACAUUGAUGAACCUGGAGCAAAUCUUGCCCCUCCUACACUUGCCAACCCACCUGCUCCCACCAGUAUGAGUAAGGCUGCAGUUGUUGUGAAUCAGGAAAGAGGCAUUGGAUUAGGCUCUGUUGAUAGCACAGAUAGUAUGCCCAGUGGUAUGAUGGCGAAUCUCUGGGGCUCUUCAAAUUGGGGUUUUAUCAACAAGCUUCAACUGGAAAAGCAUUAUCAUACUACCAACGGAGAUCGAGACAUCUCACCAGAAGGCCGACCUCCAUCUGUCAUGAGCGAUUCCGAGAAGCAGAGUAUUGCGGCCCAGACUGAUCUACCAGAUGCGGCAAACAAGCAUACCUCAGGACCACGCCACAGACAGACAGUGAGCCUUGAUGGAGACGCAUCCAAGAUCCAACGAGCGGUGAUUGGUGCUGCCGAAUACGAAUAUCCCAGUAUCUAUCCGCAGCAAUUGCGGAUCCAGGAUUCUCAGUUCCGACUGCUUUUUCCCGAUGUUAAGAGAGAAGAACCUUUGGUCUUGGUGUUCAGGGCAACCUGGAGUCCAAAUGAUCAACAAGAGUUCCCCGGUAGAGCCUAUGUCACUACUCGGAACAUCUACUUCUACAGCCAUCACUUUGGAUUAGUUCUGACGACGAGCGUCUCCUUGGAAAGUAUCAAAGAGGUGACAGCUGCCCCCGGCAGAGAUUCUGAUUUCCUCUUCCUUCACACUAUUCCUCCCCUUGGUAGCGAUAUGCCUGGUCGAAUCACCAUCAAAACCUGGCUUGAGCCUCUUCGACUCCUUCAAAAGCGACUGAAUUUCUUGAUCCAAGGAUCAAUCGCCGUUCAACCCAUGUCCCUCGAAAACGUCCUCAAAGAACUGAUCAAGAUGGAUAUUGGCUCUCCUAGAAGGGGUGCCAGUGCCGAUAGCUGGGAGGAUAUUUCGUCGGGAGUCGAUAAUGCAGACCCAAGCCUCAUGGCCCAUGGCCGUGCCAAAGACCUGCGGGUUCCAAUCUACAUUGACAAAGAUCUUGAUCUUGACGGAAGCAAGAAUGGCCGCGGGCGGGACCUGGGGAAGUUUAGACUUCCUACCCAGCCAGUGGAGUAUGUUCCUCAAGGAGACCUUGUUUUGGCGACUGAAAAGGUGCUUAAUAUUAGUCCGAAGGCACUCUUCCAUAUCUUAUUUGGAGAUAAGAGUGCUGUUUGGCAGCUUCUGCUCCACGAACGACAGGCCAAGGACAUCAAACAAGGGCCAUGGGCUGCCACAGAGUCAAAACACCUCAGACGAGACUUCUCGUACCAGAUCGCAACGACUGACAUGUUGGGAGGAACCCAUGACAAUGCAAUCUCCGACUAUCAAAUCAUCGACGUCCUCAAUGAUCACCUAUGCUACGUGAUUACCGACAAGAGGACCCCUUGGCACCUCCCCUUCCGACGAUCCUUCCGACUGGUCAGCAAGAUCGUCAUUACUUUCGUGGCUAAGUCAAAGAGCAAGCUUGCUGUCUACACCAAAGUCGAAUGGCUGAAGGCUCCUUAUGGCCUGCAGAGUAUUAUCAACAAAAGAGCAAGGGACGACCUGGAGGAAGACGCCCUGGACCUUGUCGACCUUGUGAGCGACCAGGUGCGUCGCCUAGGAGCACAUAGCCGUACCAAGAAAGCCGUCACCAUCUUCGGCCAUGUUGGACGGCAGAGCAAUACUUCUCAUUUCAACGGCGUGGGCGUCAACGUAAAAAUUGAGCCUCGCAAGCCCCGUGUCCAGCGGACUAUGGUUCAGCUCCUCCGGGAGACUUGCUUAUCCCUUCUGGAAACCACUCUUUCGAUGGUCAUGCAGUGGAUUAUUGGUAUUGUCACUUGGUGCGUGAAGACUGUGAGCGCCCACAAGGUCAUUCUGGUCUUGUUGGUCUUUAGCGGGCUUUUGAAUAGCUUCUACUCUACGCGGGAUACAUGGGACUGGUGGCAUGAGAGACAUGCAAGCAAUUUCAUGGCAAGGCUGGGAAUUCAGCCGAACAUGGUCAUGAGCAAGGCAAUCUAUAUCCGCGACAUCGACGAGGCUGUCGCCAACACAACUAUUUGGAACACUACUGGUAACGCAAGCAACUGCUUUAGUGCUUUCCACGAGAACACGAUGCGAUACGCAGAGCUACCGCUUUCCCUCAGCGCCUCCGGGCCUCGGGACGCGAUGACCAAGAGUGCAGCGAAGCGAUUCCAGCAGACGCGUGAACGUCUCGGAUCAUAUCGACACAACCUUUUGGUUGCGCUGCGCGUUGUGAAUAGCAUCGAGAAGGAGGUCAUUCAAAACGAAUGGGAGCGCUGGCUCCGCGAAGAACUUCGACGGUGUCGUCAGGUUGAAAUCCUGCUUGGCGGCAACGCAUCUGGGAACGAUGAAGAAGCACAAGCUGCUCAGACAGCCCAGGCGGGACGUAUUUUCGCAGAGAAUGCAGAUAGCGUGAAGCAGUGGUAUGAUCGCUACUGCACAAGCUGUCUGCUGGAGCAAGACCAGAUGCUGAAGAACGACCGCGAGAACUUGCUG
Molecule: messenger RNA, 4191 nt
Organism: Penicillium maclennaniae
Lineage: Eukaryota; Fungi; Ascomycota; Eurotiomycetes; Eurotiales; Aspergillaceae
Exons: 6
Cellular component (GO): endoplasmic reticulum; cytoplasm; plasma membrane
Molecular function (GO): protein binding
Source: RefSeq, a predicted model, not a curated record